AUGGCUUCAAACUUGACAUUGUUGAAACAGUGUGAGAAAAUAAUUCAUGCUAAAGUUAUAAAUGACCCAAGUAGAGGAGCUUGGUUUCUAACAUGUAUUUAUGGUACUCCCUAUAUCCAUGAAAAAUCAUCUCAAAAGACUUAUAUUUCUCAACUUAGUAAUUCUAUAGACACCCCUUGGGUGGUUAUUGGUGAUUUGAACAUCACUCUUUCUCCUAAUGAUAGAAGUACUCAAAAUACUUCUAGUGAAAUUCUUGAUUUAAUCAAUGAUUUUGAUUUAUCUGAUAUGGGAUUUUGUGGUAACCCUUUUACGUGGUCUAGCAACAAACACGGUACUGGUCAAAUUAAAUCUAGAUUGGACAGGACUAUAGUAAACAACAACUGGUUUAUUUCCUACCCAAAGUCUAUUCUUACUCACUUAGCUCAGAAUGGUUCUGACCAUGCCCCUAUUUUACUAGAAAUGUGUAAACAAAAUAAAGUUACGGGUAGAAACUGGAAGUUCUUUGAACACUGGUUAUCUCAACAUAGUUGUUCUGACGAAAUUAAAAAUGCUUGGUCUGCUAGAUUUUCUGGUUCUAAUGCUUUUGUUUUUACUAAUAAACCGCAACAUAAUAUUACUUCUCUUCAAGCUUCUGAUAUCAGUGGUUCUAAUACUGAAGAAAUAGUUAAAUUGGAGAAACAAAUCAGAAAACUUAAUGAUAUUCAAGCGAGUUCGAACAGACAGAAAUCUCGAGAUCAUUUCUAUAAUGAUAUGGACCUGAACUCUAAGUACUUCCAUAUUAGAAUGAAUAGAAGAAAAUCUCGCAACAGAAUAGAUUCAUUAUUGGCUCCAGAUGGCACAUGGUGUAAUGAUAGAGAUUCUCUCGCAGCUCUUCUCAAGAAUCACUUUCAUAAUAUUAUGACAUCUUCAACACCAGCAGACAUCACCAGUUUUCUCCAAUAUAUACCUUAA
This is a messenger RNA of Papaver somniferum (opium poppy), 951 nucleotides long. RefSeq lists its product as uncharacterized. The coding region runs from base 1 to 951 and encodes 316 amino acids. The transcript is spliced from 2 exons. Gene Ontology annotation, molecular function: catalytic activity. The record is from RefSeq and is a predicted model, not a curated record. NCBI's taxonomy places the organism in Eukaryota, Viridiplantae, Streptophyta, Magnoliopsida, Ranunculales, Papaveraceae.